Messenger RNA from Mollisia scopiformis, 927 nucleotides. RefSeq lists its product as uncharacterized. Gene Ontology annotation, molecular function: ubiquitin protein ligase activity. The record is from RefSeq and is a predicted model, not a curated record. Lineage: Eukaryota; Fungi; Ascomycota; Leotiomycetes; Helotiales; Mollisiaceae. The transcript has a single exon. Bases 1 to 927 code for a protein of 308 amino acids. Gene Ontology annotation, biological process: ubiquitin-dependent protein catabolic process.
AUGGCUAUCUUACACCAAGUAUCUUUCUACAACGAAUGUGGCCACAUCGAAGACUGCAUCCGUGCCUCGGACUUGCUAGAGACCCUGAAUGUUGCAGCAGUAGAAGAAGGGGUAGCUAUGCUGCCCAGUCUUGAUUUUGCGCGAGCCAUGCUUGAUCCAGGUAACUCUGUUUUCACAACAGAGGUCUACUACAAGACCAGCAAAUGCGGCCGCUGCGAAGGCGCUCUGCCAGCAGGGCCAGGAAGAAGCGAAACGGUAGGUGAGCUGACAGAGUCAGCCAUCAAAGACCGCAGAAUGCUCUGGAAGUCUAUCACCGACAAUCUCGUUGCUCCCCAAGCAAUUUUGAAAGAGAGGCACAAAGCCCUCCUAGAGUGCAUCCGAGGAACUUUGUUGUCCUCCUCGGAUCCCAAUGCACCAGCGACUUUCGACAUCUGGAGCAAGAACCUUUCUCGAUCAAUUGAGCGUGAGCGAAGAUGGUACCAGGACUUCGUCCUGCUUCACUUUCGUGAGCUUCAGCUGGGCUUCCCUCUGCUGCAAAGAACUCAUGCGUAUGCCCCAGGCUGGCGCUCUGAGCUCUUCGCUGCCGUCGAUAACUGGACAAUAGAUAAAGACGAAGUCUGCUCCAUCUGCCAGUUACCAAGUGGCGUCCCCAAUGUCAGAGUGUCUCAACUUCCAUGUAAGCAUCAAUUCCACUUCUCGUGCAUUGAUCAAUGGAUGGGUGCCCACGGCACUUGCCCAAUGUGCAGAACUAUGUUCAACAUCCUCUAUCCACCAAGGCCUACUAAUGUGUUCCCUGAGAUUCGCGAUGGGCUUGAGCAGCUCACCGCUGAACAGACGCACAAGGGAUACUACCAUCUCGGCGCUGCUCUCGAACCCGUUCUGCUCACUGAAAGAUUCCUUGACGGGUGGAACACCUUCACUCGAUAG